Struthio camelus australis is the source of this 2455-nucleotide messenger RNA. It is a transcript of the gene FHL3, whose product is annotated as four and a half LIM domains 3. Gene Ontology annotation, molecular function: actin binding; transcription coregulator activity. NCBI's taxonomy places the organism in Eukaryota, Metazoa, Chordata, Aves, Struthioniformes, Struthionidae. Gene Ontology annotation, biological process: actin cytoskeleton organization. Gene Ontology annotation, cellular component: nucleus; Z disc; stress fiber. The record is from RefSeq and is a predicted model, not a curated record.
AACUUUAAUUGUAAGAGUUUAAUUUCCAGCCGCAAGUAAUGAAAUCUGAACCUCCGUAGGAAACGCAAUCCCUGUGCUGAGGUCACCCUCUGGUUUAUGAUGUGACUGCUUUUGUUUCUGGGCAAGCGCUCGGCUGUUUUGCUAGUGCAGCGAUGAUUUAGUAGUGAGAGGCUCUGGUGUGUCACACCUGCUGUAACCGACUCCGCGAGAGCCACCAGGAGAGCCAGUCCUGCCUUGGCUUCCUGCGUCGCUGCGGCCGCUGAGACCGUGCUGGGUGUUACGCCGAUCCGGGGCGUUCAGCAAUGCAAGCAGGUGAAGGAGGCCCUCAGACUGGCACCAUGACAGAGUGCUUUGACUGCGACAACUGCAAGGAGUCCUUGUAUGGGCGCAAGUACAUCCAGAUGGACAAUGGCCCAUAUUGCAUCCCCUGCUAUGAUGCCCACUUUGCCAACACUUGUGAUGAGUGCAAAGAGCUGAUCGGCCAUGACUGCAGAGAACUGUACUAUGAGGAUCGCCAUUACCAUGAGCAUUGCUUUCGUUGCUUCCGCUGUGACCGCUCGCUGGCUGACGAGCCAUUCACCUGCCAGGACGAGGAGCUGCUGUGCAACGACUGCUACUGCAAUGAGUUCUCCUCAAAAUGCAUUGCCUGUGAGAAGACGGUCAUGCCAGGAUCCCGUAAGCUGGAGUACAAUGGACAAACCUGGCAUGAACAUUGCUUCAUAUGUAGCAGCUGCCAGCAGCCUAUUGGGUCACGAUCCUUCAUCCCAGACAAUAAGGAUUAUUACUGUGUCCCCUGUUAUGAGAGCAAGUUUGCUCCUCGCUGCACUCGUUGCAAAAAGUCCCUGACGAAGGGAGGAGUGACUUACCGGGAUGAGCCCUGGCACAAGGAGUGUUUCGUCUGCACGGGCUGCAAGACUCCCCUGGCUGGCCAGCAGUUCACCUCCCAGGAUGACAACCCGUACUGCAUUAAGUGCUUUGGCAACCUCUAUGCCAAGAAGUGCAGUGCCUGCACAAAGCCCAUCACAGGCUUUGGCGGUGGAAAAUAUGUCUCCUUUGAGGACCGUCACUGGCACCAUAAUUGCUUUAACUGUGCCCGCUGCAAGACCUCGCUGGUCGGGAAAGGCUUUAUCCCUGACAACGACGAGAUCCUGUGCCGCGACUGCAGCAGCGACCUAUGAGCCUCCGAGCAGCCGUGGGGCAGGGGCUUUCUCUAUUCUUCAGGGUCUUUGUGCCAAAUAUCCCCAACAGCAUUUCAGGGGCAGAGCACAAGGCACAGGAGAUAAGGGCUGACCCCGAGCCGCGGUGUGUUCAGGAGGUUCCUGUGCCCCUCCCUGAAGGCUAGAGUAUGCUAUGCUAAGGCUCUGUGCAGAGUCAAAGCUAAAUAAAAGUUGGAAAAGGAGCUUCAAGAUCCCCCAUUAUUUAGUCUUUCCUUUUGCUUCCUGUCUGAUUGGGCACUAGCAGAGCGCAGGGCCCCCGGCUGAGCAAAGGGCAGGCAGCAGUGGCUUCAGCAUUGGUCUGCUGGAUCUGCACGCUGGCAGCAUGUAUUCACUCCUCUUUUGCACAAUGCGGAUUUUUCUCUUUUCCCUGUGUGCUCCCUUUGCUCUGUGUGAUCAAGACAGCAGCUCCUAGACCGUGCAGCUUGGCCUUGUCAGCCUGUGUAGUGGAUGGCUUUGCAGCAUGGCCUUUUCUGCACGCGCGGUUUAGCCUGUGGCAUUGCAUGACCUGGGCCCAAAAGGUUCUCCCUGCCCCAUUUGGGAAGUCUGGGGACACCAGGCUGGAGCACGGUCAGAAGAAUAUCAUGCAUCAUGCCAGAUGGGAACCACUCCCCAUUUCUCUAGCCACCUCACCCUUUGUGGGCCCAGGCCCUUUGCUCUGCGUGUCUCCACGGAAUUGCUCUCACUCAGAUGUGGAAAAGGACCUCAAACCGCCAGUGAGUAUGGAGCACUCUAGCCCUGCCACCUUUCUGGCCCAUUCCCAUCCUCCUGCCUGUGCCGCAACCUCCCCACGGCGGCCUCUGUUCUGUUCAGCCCUGAAGCUGCCUUGUAGCUGUUUGCACAUGUGGCCGUGUUUGCAGCUACCCGAGCUAGAGCUGGUGAUGCUGCCUGAGAUACUUCUAGCGAAACAGCGGAGCAGGGUGUUUUGGAGGCUGUUAGAGCACUGAGGGUUUUUAUUCCUGCUCGUUCCCUCUCAUGGGGAACUGCAGAAUAGGGACUGCCUUACCGAGGCCAGCCGGCAGUGACACAAAGAUCACCAAAGACAUUUCAUUAGUUCUGGAGUUGUCUGCAGGCUGCUGCUGUGCUUGGCGGCCGCUGGGGCGGAUGCAGGGAGGAAGGCAGGAGCUCUGUGGCGCAGCGAGCCCCCGAAGGUCGGCCGGGGCGUCCCCCCACCCUGCUCCUGCUGGGGCUGAGCGUUCCUGCCCGGCACCGGGAGAGGCUCCCUGGCCACGCUCCUCCCG